ACUCUAGUCUGAUGAUGCUACGCGACAUCCGGUCCAACGACACGACUCAUCUGCCUGUUUAUAGGACACCCCAAGGUUCUCUCGCUUUGGGAGCCGAAGUACUUCGGAAGGGUAACUCGGCUUACGUCGUGAUGUAGGUCAUUUUGGUGGAUUAAAAUGAUGGUAAAAAAAACUCCAAUUCGGCGCCUUCAAUACCUUAAAAUCACCCGGCAUCCCUCUCACACCUUUCAAGGUGCUCACUUCCUUCCUUCCUUCCUUCCUCGAUCUCUUCUCCGUUUCUAAGAACGAGCCUGGGCUUGACGACAAUCCCAGCGGUAGUACAUUUGACGAUCCAAAUAUCUUUGAAAUUGUCGACAUGAACGCCACCCAGCACCCAACCUCAUCGACGUUGCCUCCACCUGCCGUCCAGAACCAGUUUUUGCAGUAUUCAAUAACCAAGAAAAAACGCGACGAUGAAGAUGAUACUUCGGCUAUGGUGACGUUGAAGAAUUAUUUGUUUGAGGAAGUCGAUGGACAGCAGUCCACGGCACCCUUGAAUGCAUAUUGCUUCAUGACUGGUUUCACUGACUCGAUUACAUACUCUGCUACAUUUAUCUGGUGCGCUUUCCAAACGGGAAACAGUCUAAGAUUGGCCCUUGCCUUUGCUCGCCUGUUCGACGGACAGCAUGACCCCUCAUUCGAUGUACCGGAUGGUCUAGCGCUGUGCUCAUUGCUCAUGUUCAUUUUCGGCGCCUUCAUCGGCCGCCUCGGCGAUAAGUUGGGCUGCAAGACACGGUUGUGGUUGACCCUCGGCACAUUCGUUCAAACCCUCUUGACAAUGGUCGCUACUAUUGCGAUAUGGAAGAGCCAUCAGGGUAGCAUUGCUGAUGGUCCCGCUCACCCCGCAUGGACUAACGUGUUGUCCUUCAUGUGUAUCGGCUCCAUGAGCGCGAGCAUGGGCUUGCAGGCCAUUAUGGGGAGGCGUAUCAAUACGCAGUUCGGUACUACAGUUGUGUUCACGUCGGUUUGGUGUGAGCUCAUGGCUGACCCUAAGCUCUUCAACAUCCGACGAAUCGUCGUUUCGCGCGAUCAUAAGAUCAUGGCUAUCAUCUUCAUGUUUUUGGGAGGCGUCGUCGGCCCGUGUAUUGAUCGACAGAGUUGGUUCAGCUACUACGUUGGGCAUUGGCACAGGUAUCCGUAUGAUUAUCACCGUAUGGUGGCUUUUCAUCCCAGAGGAGCAGGGUAGAAUAUGUUUGUGAAGUGCUUAUAUGCGUGUUUACGACCAUGUACAUAUUUUCAUUGCUGAAGCGCUGACGACUCACCAGUAGCUGUAGUUUAGAUGUAUCAGUCUUUGUAAC
Molecule: messenger RNA, 1337 nt
Organism: Suillus subalutaceus
Lineage: Eukaryota; Fungi; Basidiomycota; Agaricomycetes; Boletales; Suillaceae
Exons: 4
Coding region: 356-1225 (289 amino acids)
Source: RefSeq, a predicted model, not a curated record